AUGUUUGGCGGCAAUGAUAGCUUUGCUGAAAAUUCUAUAUUAGCUCAAUUUGAUGACCUGGAACAAAAACAUAUGCAAAUUUCUGAUCAUAGGACACAUGAUGUGGACGUCACUGCUGAAAAGUUUCACUCAGAAGACAUCAAACGCAAUAAAUUCAGUGUUCUGGCUGAAGGCAACUUGUUGGAAGAAAGAAUAGAUGAUUCACUCCACGACAGCCAGAGUGGGAAUGGAGAGGUCUCUGAGGAAUCGGAAAUUAAUGUUCUGUUUGAUAUGCCUUCUUCUCAGCUUUUCUACUUUGAAAACUUAUACGAUGCUCCAGAUACUCUGGACAAUCAGACUGCUGCCAUAGAGCAGGCCAAGAUCCCUUCCUAUCAGAAGACUGACAAAGAAGAAUUGCCUCAUACUAGCACUGAGCAGCCUCCAAAAAUUAAUGACUCCUCUUCUCAUGCCCAGCCCAGUUCAGAUGUAAAUAGGAGGAAAAGUCUCAAAGAGCGUCUCAAAAGUGCCAUGACUAGCAAUGCCAGGGUCCAAACACCAGCUUUUUCUAAGACUAAACAGCUCAAAGAGACUCUGUUAAAUGAGGAAAUUAAUGUUGCUAAGAAAACAAUUGAAUUGUCAUCAGAUGACCUCGGUCCUUUCUAUUCAUUACCCAGCAAAAAUGGCAGCAUACAUGCUUAACAUUGGAUUCUGUGCAAGAAAGAAAAAAUUUAAUAUAUUCAUUAC
Messenger RNA from Suncus etruscus (white-toothed pygmy shrew), 723 nucleotides. Its product is annotated as helicase POLQ-like. Bases 1 to 678 code for a protein of 225 amino acids. The transcript has 2 exons. The record is from RefSeq and is a predicted model, not a curated record. NCBI's taxonomy places the organism in Eukaryota, Metazoa, Chordata, Mammalia, Eulipotyphla, Soricidae.